UUUAGAAUUUAACCUCUUGUUUGUUAUGAAACAGGAAGCUACACUUUUUAAAGAAGAAGGUUAGCUUUUAUUUUGGUCUUUGCUCAGUGGUGACAUGAGCAGGUUUCACACACUCCUGAGUGCUGAACGGGUCUGACAUCUGAAAACGACAAUGAAGUUACACCUGAGGAUCAUCAUCUUUUUAUUAGUGAUCGUCUCAUCUUCUGAUGUAAAGUUGAAGAGUCACCAGUCAGGCAUUAAGGGAGGAUCCAUCACUUUUCCUGAUCCUUUGGAGAAUGGACUUUUUAUAUUUCAAGGAAGUAGCAUUGCUGAAGUGAAGGACAAAAAAAUAGAUAUAUUGGAGGAAACUUACAAUGACAGACUUUUAUGGAACAACAAAACUGGUCUUUUCACAAUCAGAGGACUAAAGCGGAAUGACUCUGGUGUUUAUAGUAUUGACCCUAAAAAAGGAAUUAGUUCCAAAAGAAGUCAUAAACUCAGUGUAUAUGAGUCUGUAGCAGCUCCUGCAGUGGAAGCUGUGAACGUGAGCGCAGAGAGCUGCUCCUUUCUGUGUUUGGUGAAAAAGACUGAAGAGACGACUCUGCUGUGGUACAAAGACGAGGAAAUAAUCAACCAGAGCAGCUCUGCUCUCUCACUGCCUCUCACUGUACACAGACAUGAUGUCAACUCAUCUUAUAGAUGUGUGGCAGCCAACCCUGCUGAAAAUAAGACUCUUCAUGUCGAUGUAAGGAACAUCUGCAGUCCAGGUGGCAGUAACACACAGUCCUGGUUGUUCCUGACUCCUGUGUUGGUGUUUUGGGUUACUUUUGCUGUUUGCAUCCUUUUGACAAACAUGAAGAGAAAGCGAAAGAGAGAGACUGACGGCUGAUCUACAAUCAUAUGCAAACAGUCGUGAAAUGUGAGGAAGCUCCAGACUGAGGUUUGUGUAGCUGCCAUGACAUCCUGCAGUGCUUUGUGAAUGUGGCAUCACCAGAUGAGGAACAACAGAUGCAUUGACUGAUCCAAAGUGGGAAAUGGAAUUGAUAAUGAACGUGACACGACAUGUGAUAGUGUUUGACUUGAAAAGUCAACACUUGAGACUGGGAAUAUUGAAAACAUGAAAAAAAGUAAAACACUUAUCGUUAAAAAGAUUAAUUUCACCAGUAAUAAUAAUAAUAAUAAUAAUAAAAUCCACAUAUUAAAGUCAAAGAAGGGGAAGAGAGUUGAAAACUGGAAAAAAUUGCUCCUGAUCCUUCCCACACAAAUCAGACUGCAAUUGCCUUGAAUACUUGAACACUUCAAUUUGAAAGACUUAACUUUUUCCUACAUCAUACUGUACCUUAAUUAUUUUAAUGCAUCCUUUCCUUUAUUCAACCAUUCGCUCUUAAUAGUUUUUAUCCAUUCCUAAUCCGGCUAAUUAGCCUUCUUCUUAUGUUGUAGUCUUCAAUUCUCUGUUUCUUUUAUAUAUUUAUUUUAUGAUCUAUCUUUUAUCCAUCCCUCUUUAUCUUCUUUUUUUUAUGUGAUGUCAUCUUCUUCUUCUUCUUCAUUUUUAUAUGAUGUUAUAUGAUUCUUAGUUGUGUUGACUUUUUCUCUUGUAUUUACAUUCUUUAACUGUGUGGCUUUUAUAGCUUUAACUUUAACAACAUGAGCUGCUGCAUCAAUCUGGAGACAUAACUGAACAGAGUCUGAUAAACAAAAGGGUUUAUUUUAUUUGCUGUUAUUUGUUUUGUGCAUUUUUCCUUUAUUUGUUGUAGAAAAUGUGAUAUUUACAAUCCUGCAGGGAGGUGCAUUAUAGUUUUGCAGGUACAGACAUCAUUUAUAGAAUUAUUAAAAAAACAACAAUAAGUCAAUCUUUUCAGGAAACAUGAACUCCAAAGAAAGUUUUUUCAAUGGAUUUAGCAAUUGCACAUGUUUUGAUAUUGAUUGCAGGUAGUAAGGAGAUAAUAAUACAUUUUAUAAGUCUGUUUCCUGUAGUCACAGUCAGUACACACUCUGCAAUAACAAAACAAACAAACAGAUGAAAAGUACUCUAACCAGAGACUCUGUCUGACAAACCACAUGAAACAAACAGAUUUUUUUAUAUUUUAUAUAAAUAUGUGCAGUGUUGAGGAGUGGUUUCAGUAUCUAAUGACCCACAACAUGUUUCUGAUGGUGUCUUUUCACAGUGCAGUGAAACAGCGCUCUCUUGUGUCACCUUUCAUCAUUACAUCUGCACCCACCGUUUUAGAACUUCUCUUGACGAAUGUAAUAUUGAUGUAUGUACCAAAAAACAAUAUAAAUAAAGUAAGAAAGCUCA
Molecule: messenger RNA, 2275 nt
Organism: Labrus bergylta (ballan wrasse)
Lineage: Eukaryota; Metazoa; Chordata; Actinopteri; Labriformes; Labridae
Source: RefSeq, a predicted model, not a curated record